Messenger RNA from Xyrichtys novacula (pearly razorfish), 4915 nucleotides. NCBI's taxonomy places the organism in Eukaryota, Metazoa, Chordata, Actinopteri, Labriformes, Labridae. The record is from the annotation of a GenBank genome assembly.
GAUUUGAGUUCAUUUCUACGUGGUGACAGCAGAAUAAAGAUGGAUUGAUUUGACAUCAAAUAAUGGAGCAGUUUUCUAUACUUUUCAGUAGCUCUGAAAUCUGUCUGCGGCUGUUUGGUUUUUCUGCAGCAUUUUACUCAAAGACUACAAACAGGGAUCAGCCUCUCAUAGUUCUCGUGUUUUGUCAUUACUGGAGGCAACACAGCACAGCCUCCCUCCACUGCAGAUUUUCACAGCUCCGGUCACUAACAUUUGGUAGCAGCAUGAGGAUCAGUACCGCAUCUGAACGGACUGGAGAGAUCAUCGUUUUAAGUCUUCAGCAUCAGUUUUCACCUCAGAUCACCCCGCAAACAUGCGGAACAAAACAACAGGUCUGAGGUCUGUGUUUCUGAUGAAUCAUUCAGGCUGUAGGUUUAGUUUUUGAUCAAGAUCAUCGGGACUGAACCCAGUUUAUGGUAUAUGACUUCCUCAUAUUGAUCAAUGCGGGAAAACCGAAAUUCUACCAAGUUUGUGAAUCGAGUUGUGUAUACGUUGAGUAUAAAGUAAGCUGUGAUGGCCGAGUGGUUAAGGCGUUGGACUCGAAAUCCAAUGGGAUAUUCCCGCGCAGGUUCAAAUCCUGCUUACAGCGAUUAAUCGAUUGAUUUACGCUUUAAUGAUUUCAACAGGUAGUCAUAACAACUCCUAGAUCCAUAUUUCGACUUGUAGGAUAUCGAGACACAACCAUAAACAUCAUCAUGGACUACAGGGUGGUUACUGUGGCGCAUUGUUAGUGCGCAACGAUCGGUAUUGCAACACAGCGUCUCCGAUAUCCUCAGUAUUUAGUCCGUGAUCAUUUUAUUACUUAAAAUGCAGUCAUCGCUUUAGCUUUUGAUUGGAAAAGAGGAGACUAUUUCAGUGGCAUCAACAUAUCGCGAGAAUAGCAAGAAUCCCUCAGAGCUGCGUCCAGCACAGGUGACUGUUAAUUGAUAGUCUGAGCACGUGGAGGGGGCUACAUCUCGAAAAGCACACCCUACAAGGUUCGUGGGAGUUUUUUUUUUAACUUUCUUGUGAAUCUUCCCCUGCUGUAAUGAGAGGAUUUGACAUUUCAGUCUCAGUAAAGAUCACUCUUUUUCCCUCCUAAUGUAACACAGACAAGGAAACAUGCCAGUGAACAAUAACCAGGUGAGUGCAUUAAAGACGAGAUUUAAUCGCUUUUAAUCGACUCAAGGGUAGUUAUAUAAUUUAGAGUAAUGCUGUUUAAGUGUUUAUCACUUACUCUCAAUGAGCUUUAUUUUGUUCCUAGACCAAAAAUUGAUAUCCUGAGCCUUUUGCAGCAUACCCCCUCCUUGGUCACAUGCAGGAACACACUUUUUACCAUCUGGGAAAACUCCACAGACAGACCAUACUCUCUCUAACUUGCACCAGACAUCAAACACAAAUACACCUCCACUGAAUAAACAUGACACUGGCUCAGGACAACCUUGUCUUAUGCUUCAUUAUUUAUGUUCAUUGUUGCAUACUGUAGUAAGUGUUCUGAGAUUCCAAGGGAAAUCUCAUUCUGCUGUACAAAAUGACAGUCUGAUUUGACUUGAUAGUUUGUGACAUGCACUUGACUUAUUUGUCUCUCCUGUUAUCCUGCAGAAGUUUCAGAGUGCAGCCUCCAGAUUGGCCAAUCUGCCCCUGGUUCGCUCGGCUUGCAGCAGACUGUCAGUGUUGUAUAUUGACACUAAAUGCAGCAAUCCUAACCUGAAGUCUGUGUGUGAGGUGCUUGAGAGCAGUGUGACAGCAAUAAGCUUAGCGGCAUGUGACAGAGUGACACCUGUCAUGGUUAAACUGGGACCUCAGAGUGAGUAGUUUCACAAACUCUUAAAUGGAUAUUCCGGCGUGAAAUUAAGUUAGGGUCAAACACGCCGAAACACCAAGUUAGACACCCCCAAGAGAGAUGAAUGUUUGUUGCCGACCCCUUGCUUCUUCAGUUAUACCAACUUUGGUAACGACCGCACGAUAGCAAUACACAGCGGUCUGAGGAGCCGUGCGCUCAACCAAAACACCACUCUAUAUUCACAAAUAAUGCUCAGAACAGCACCUAACUUCGUCAACAAUAUAUAUAUAGGGUCACAGCCACAGUACUAGCCACCAAACAUCUUUUUAACUUUGCCGGAUUUCUUUAGCAAAGAGACUAAACACAACUCACCUACUGUCUUCCAGCAGCUGUUUGUUUGUAGCGAGACCUCGGGUGAGUCCAUCGACUGCAGCGGGGUGACACAGCUCAAGGAAGAACAUUUAUGAUCAUUUCUUUAUCAUUUCCUUGAAGUAAUAAUCAUCAUAUUAAUCGUUUGGAACUGCAGACGCGGUAGUUCUUCUGUCUUAACGUCUCGGCCUGAUCGUAUUUCCAUGAGGAAAUAAUCAACAUUCACUUUUUGAGGGGGUGUCUAACUCAGUGUUACGGUGUGUUUGACCCUAACUUAUUUUUAUGCUGGAAUAUCCCUUGAAGUUAGUAUGGUUUGUACUGCUGUCCUUGUUCAGACUUUGGAUCUAGAGCCAUGGAUGCCCAUCGCAUUUUUAGUGACUAUAGUCUCUAUGGGUUCUUUUAUGUCUGUUGUUUUUCGAGGUUUGAAUAGACUACAGGUGCUUCUCAAAAAAUGAGAAAAUCUCAAAUGCUUUUUAAAAUAAAUAAAUUGAUUGUGUAUCUUAAUUCAUUAUGGGUAAAACAUUUAAAGCAUUUUUUGAGGAGCACUGGAGAGUAUGCCAAUGUUGCUGCAUCAUAUUCCUCUUGACGAUACCUCAUAGAUUCUCUGAGAUUCAGGUAAGGCAAGUUGGCUGCCUAAUCAAGCACAGUAUUGUCAGCAAACCAUUUGGUAGUAGUUUUGGCGCUGUGGGCAAGGGACAGGAAACUGACAUCUCCAUAAAGCUCAUCAGCAGAUGGAAGAAUGAAGUGCUCUAACCUCUCUUGGAACAACAGAUGACAUGGCUCCCCAGAUAAUAAAUCAUACAUGUUUCUCAUGAUUUGUGCUCACUUUUGAGAUGCACCUGGACUUGAUAGCGCAAGUUAGGUUAGAAGAAAAUAUGUGUUAUGCAUUGAUAACUGGCUUUACUUAAAAUCAUCAUGGUACGAACAAUAGGAUAACACAAAUAACAUGUAAAUCACACGACUGUAAUUUCUGCUGUAUGAAGACUGCAAAUAAAUAUUAUUUCCACAGUUUCCAUUGCGAAUGAUGUUGCGUGUAGAAGUAUUGACUGGCUGGAGACUACAUUUCCAGUGCUUCAUGCACCAACAGAUCAGGUGAAAUCCUCUUAUCUUUAAAAAUCUUCAUGAGCUAUAUAAAAUUGCACAAACCUCCACAUGCAGGAAAUAGAAGCAACCAUCAUCUCUCCUAUUGUUUCCACUGCAGGUUGUUGCCACUGCCAGGGCUAAGAUGAAUAAGAUCCAGGAGGGGGUGAGUGUUGCAGCUAAUGGGACUGUGGAUACAGUCACAUGGCUGGUGAGGAGGAUGCAGCAGGUGGAUGAGCAGGCCAACCAGUCACUUACAAGGAGAGCCUUUCAUGUUGCCAGCGUAGGACUAGACUCUGCUCUGAUCAUGUCAGAGAGCCUGGUGGACCAUGUGCUUCCUCUCUCAGAAGAAGAUAAAGGUGUGUGGCAUAAAGCAAAGUGGCAGAGGACAAAGUAGAAGAAAAAAAAGAUUUAAGCUAUCCUCUGUUUGAAUCCAUAGAAGCAGAAGCUCGCCUGUUAGGGGGUUUUGAGGUGGCCACACUCACAAGGAGUUAUCACGCACGGCUCCUCUUGCUCGGUGCAAGGCUGUGCAGGAGGACUUACCACGUGGUUCAGUCUGUUCAGGUGUGUUGUGGGAAAUUAAUUCUUUCACUCGUCCACCUUAAGGGUGAGAGGAUUAAAAUCUUUCUAAAAUAACGUUAAAUAAUGAUCAUCAAAGACUCUGCUUGCUUGCCAUCAGGCCACUGGCAGGGAAAGCGAACCAUCCAAUCAAGAUCGAACAGAUUUAUCACGGUUCAGAAAUAAACACAGGCUUUUUUUUUGAUUGGUUUGAAACAAAUUUCUGUGCUUAUUAAAACAUGCAUUCAAGAUGAAUUUUGUACUUAACUAACUUAGAAGCAACAGGCUGUUUUGUUGUCUGGUGCUGCAGGUGAUAAAGCGUUUCUGCUUCAUGCUAUCAUACUGGCUGGCAACAGAACAGCAACUGGUAUUGGUGAUAUUUAUCUUAACUGGGCAACAAAGUGAAAAUGCACAUUUAUCCAAAUCAUGGUUAUAGCUGAAAGAAAAUCCAACUUUUUGAUUUAAGUGUUUGGAGUUUUACUUAAGGAUAUUUCUUAGCAGCCACUAUAUCUUUUAGUGCUUAUGAGGACACUUGAAAAACAUAUGUAACAUUAGCUUCAUAUUACAGUAUGUUAUAAUGCAACUCCUGCCAAGAUUUCAGCUAAAGCUGUUAUUUUUUUCUAUUUUGAUACGAUGCCCUGACUAAAUAACAGCUUAAUAAAAUGUAAUACUACCUUUUCUCUUCAUCAACAGUUGGGAAGUUUGUCCCGGCCUUCAGGUCUGGUCCAGGACCUUCACACCAGCUGGCUGACCUUGUCCUCCAGCGUCCAGGAGCUGCCUCAGUAUCUGCAGCAUCAGCUUGUGUCUGUGCUCCUCUUUAUCUCGCAGAUUUACGGCUUAAGCUGCCCACAACCCCAUCAGCAACAGCCCAGUCGAGAUGCAGCGCGCCUCAAUGUGGCUGAGACCUCAACCCAAAGGGACAUGGUGCCGGUUCACUCCAGAGCCACACCCACUCACAGGGCAAGGACAAAAAUGGCAACAAAAAUGUCUCCUUUUGAAAAUGGUUGUAAUGUUAAAGGGUGUGUUCGACGUUGACCAAGAGUUAUACUUGUUUAUGGUGUGUAUUCACUUUGCCUAAAAUAAAUGUUCAAGAUUCAUCCACUUAAA